AUUUUCCUCACCACCAUUAGCCGCGAGAAGGCUCCUGAGCAAAAUGGUUUCCUUCAAGGAAGUGCGAGAUGGCUUCGGAUCCUUGUUUUACGCUGUCAACCCUUAUGACUCCAUGUUCAAGACAAUCCCCGAUUUACCAGAGCGCAACUACAUUCAGCAAGCUGGGCCAUACUUUUUGGUUCUUGUAAUUUUGGAACAUAUAGGGUUGCUUCUGAAGGGUAAGCCGGGGAUUAGAUUCAAUGAUGGUUUGAUGUCGGUCGCCAAUGGUUAUUUCAUGAAUAUUCGAGAUGCCACCAUGAAAAAUAUGCUGAUGUUCUUCUAUAUCUACAUCUACGAUAAUUAUUGCAUCUACGAGCUUCCUUGGGAUUCGGUUUGGACUUGGAUCAUCGCCGCCCUUGGAUGCGAUUUGUCCUUCUAUUGGGUUCAUCGAGCUUCUCACGAACUAAACAUCUUAUGGGCCUCGCAUCAAGUUCACCACAGCUCAGAAGAAUUCAAUUUGACAACGGCUCUAAGACAACCUUUCAUGAAGGCCUUUCAAUCAUGGCCGUUCUACUUGCCAUUAGCUUUCUUCGUCCCUCCGACACACGUGAUUGUUCACAUGCAAUUUAAUGUAAUGUACCAGUUUUGGCUUCAUACAGAAGUUGUAACAACUCUUGGACCUCUGGAAUACAUUUUGAACACUCCUCAACAUCAUCGAGUUCAUCAUGGUUCUAAUCGGUAUUGUCUGGAUACGAACUAUGCUGGAGUUUUGAUCAUUUGGGAUAUGAUUUUUGGAACAUUUGCUUGGGAGCGUCAUGAUGAUGGUGGCGUCGUCUAUGGCUUGGUGGACCAACCUCAAUAUUUCAACCCAUUUAGACAUCAAGUCGAGUAUUAUUACAAAGUGUUCCAGAAGGCUUAUUCCAUGAACACAUGGUCUGACAAGAUUUCAGCUCUCCUGAAGGGCCCAGGAUGGUUCCCAGGCACAGAAAGGUUGGGGGAUCUUGAGCAGGUGCCAGAGCGGCAAACUCGAACAAGGUACAACCCUCAAAUCCCGGUUUGGACCAAAGUAUACGCUGCCGCCCAUUUUGUCUUGGUUGUCAUUGUUUUUGACUACUUUUCACGCUUCACUAUGGUUAUGUCACAAACUACCGCUUUGGUAGUGAUUGGACUCAUCAUUUGGACCUUGACCAACUUGGGCUUCAUUUGUGACAAACGCCCAUGGGAUUGGUUUUCCGAAAUUGUGCGAUGCGGAGCAGUGUUGAUGCUACUAGUGUAUUAUGGUUCUCUGGAAGGUUUGAAAAUGCCGAAGGAGUUUGUCUUUUGGGCCUUUUCUGCUUCGAUGGUCAUUGCCAUCAUAGCUAGCAUCUCGAAACUGACGAACGUCAGCAGAUCUGACAAUGUCAAGAAGCAAAGUUGAUGGUCAUUAUAAACA
This is a messenger RNA of Tigriopus californicus, 1411 nucleotides long. RefSeq names its product alkylglycerol monooxygenase-like. The record is from RefSeq and is a predicted model, not a curated record. Gene Ontology annotation, biological process: lipid biosynthetic process. Gene Ontology annotation, cellular component: endoplasmic reticulum. The transcript has 9 exons. The coding region runs from base 44 to 1396 and encodes 450 amino acids. Lineage: Eukaryota; Metazoa; Arthropoda; Copepoda; Harpacticoida; Harpacticidae. Gene Ontology annotation, molecular function: oxidoreductase activity; iron ion binding.